Solanum lycopersicum (tomato) is the source of this 2013-nucleotide messenger RNA. RefSeq names its product BTB/POZ domain-containing protein POB1. Gene Ontology annotation, biological process: response to red light. The record is from RefSeq and is a predicted model, not a curated record. Gene Ontology annotation, molecular function: protein binding. Gene Ontology annotation, cellular component: nucleus. NCBI's taxonomy places the organism in Eukaryota, Viridiplantae, Streptophyta, Magnoliopsida, Solanales, Solanaceae.
UCUUCACAAAUUCUCUCAACCUUUUCUUCACUAAAAUACUUUAAUUUUUGAAUUCCAUGAAAAACAAUUUUUCUGAUCCAUUAACCAAAAUGGACCCUCUUGGUUACGGGUCGGGUACUGGAUCCAACUUCUCCUUCGCUUACGACAAUGCCGCUUUCUCCGACCGGAUUCUGACGAUCCAGAUUGUUCCGAACUCAAAAUCCGACGGUGAGGGAUGUAGCAGUACUGCCGGCGAUUUGGACCGGAAACGGAAACGUAGAAGAGAAGAAACCAGUAAACAAAAUGAUGCAGAUGUGCUCACGCAACACAAGGACAAGGUUUUGAAUUGUACUAUGCUGGAUACAGAAGUCCUUGCUUAUGAGAACCAAGAUGAGGAAGCUGUUGCAAUGGCUGAGGAAUCUUCAUCCCGUGUUGAGAUGACUACAGAUCACCCGGGUGGUGGCGUUGCUUCUAAGAGCACUGACUCAUUCACACACUUGAACUCUGCAGCUGCGCUUUCAGUGAAAACUAUACGCAUCAGUUCUGCUAUUUUGGCCGCACAGAGUCCAUUCUUUUACAAGCUAUUCUCCAAUGGCAUGAGAGAGUCAGAGUCAGAGAAGCAGCUUGUUACUGUACAAAUCUAUGCCUCGGAAGAAGCUGCCUUCGUAAAGUUACUACAAUUCAUGUAUAGCAAUACUUUGUCUACGAUACCAGCUACUGCUAUGCUUGAUGUGCUUAUGGCUGCUGACAAAUUUGAGGUUGCAUCAUGCAUGAGACACUGCAGCCGUUUAUUGCUCAAUCUUCCCAUGACAUGUGAAUUAGCUUCGCUAUUUUUGAAUCUUCCUUCUAGUGUUUCUAUUGCUGAUGCAGUUCAGCCACUGCUAGAUGCUGCAAAACAGUUUCUUGCUGCACAUUUCAAGGAUAUCACCAAGUUCCAAGUAGAGGUAUUGAACUUACCUAUUGCGGGAUUUGAGGCUGUUCUCUGCAAUGACGAUCUUCAGGUUGCUUCAGAGGAUGUUGUCUAUGACUUUGUUUUAAAGUGGGCUCGGACCCAUUACCCAAACUUGGAAGAAAGACGUGAAAUAUUGGGGUCUCGUCUUUGUCACCUCAUUCGUUUUCCAUACAUGACAUGCAGCAAGCUGAGGAAAGUUCUAACUUGUAAUGAUUUUGAUCCUGAACUAGCUUCCAAGAAUGUAUUGGGGGCUUUAUUUUUCAAAGCUGAAGCACCGCACCGGCAGCGUUUGCUUGUUGCUGAGGAGGGCAAUGCAUCAUGUAGUAGUUUUGUGGAGCGUGCUUACAAGUUUAGACCAAUUAAAGUUCUCAAUUUUGAACUUCCCUUUCAGCAGUGUAUCGUUUACCUAGAUUUAAAUCGGCAAGAGUGUAAUAAUCUCUUUCCUGCUGGUAGAAUUUACUCAGAGGCUUUCCAUUUGGGUGGACAGGGUUUUUACCUAUCAGCUCGUUGUAACAUGGAUCAACAGAAUUCAUUCCAUUGGUUUGGAAUGUUCUUAAGCAUGCAAGAGCAGGGGUUAGAGACAUUUACAGUUGAUUUUGACUUUGCAGCUUUGACAACCCUAUCUGAGGACUAUGUGAGCAGAUUUAAGGGGAGCCACACAUUCACUCGUGGCAAGGGUGUUGGCUUCAGGAACCUGGUUGGCAUACCUUGGACUACUUUUAUAGCUCAGGGUAGUGUAUACUUCAUCAAUGGAGUUCUCCGUCUUCGAGCUGUGCUUACUGCCCGACAAUGAGCUUUUACUUACUAACAGAAGGACUUUGCUUCAAGAAUGAAUGCUAACUGAAAGACAUUAACCAGCCAAAAGGUCUGUUAAAAGGUUUCAAUUGUUGUAUGUGCACUGCUGCUGUAUGUUACUGAAACUCACAGACUCAGUUAGCUUCAUCUGCUUCACAUUGUACUGGCCUUUUGACUUGUCAAUUUGUUCAAGGAAAUAGUAGUUAAAGCCUAAAGGAACCAUGGUUGUCGUUUGUUUGGUGUAUGAGAUAGACAAGGAUAUUUCAAUCGCUCAUUUUAUUUUGAAA